Molecule: messenger RNA, 2958 nt
Organism: Carassius carassius (crucian carp)
Lineage: Eukaryota; Metazoa; Chordata; Actinopteri; Cypriniformes; Cyprinidae
Product: formin-binding protein 1-like
Exons: 16
Coding region: 226-2013 (595 amino acids)
Biological process (GO): signal transduction
Molecular function (GO): protein binding
Source: RefSeq, a predicted model, not a curated record
CUGGCGGAUAGGAGGCGCUUUUGGACAAACGCACGCAUCCCUCCAUUUCCCCGCGGCAGAGCAGAGGCGCAUUGUGUGUCGGAAAUGGGAAAACCCUGAGCCGUGAGGUUGUCGCUGCUGGCUUCACUUGAGUAUAGAGAGUUACACGACGGCAGAGAGAGCGAAGAACAAGCAACCCUGGAGUUUUAAGCGGAGGAGACGUUAGUUCUUGGAGUUUUUUUCGCUAUGAGCUGGGGAACGGAUCUUUGGGACCAGUUCGAGAAUCUCGACAAACACUCACAGUGGGGCAUCGACUUCCUAGAGCGCUAUGCAAAGUUUGUCAAGGAGCGCCUGGAGAUCGAGCAGACCUAUGCAAAGCAGCUACGGACUCUGGUUAAGAAAUACUGCCCCAAGCGCUCCAAAGAAGAUGAGCCCAGGUUCACAUCCUGUCUGUCAUUCUACUCCAUACUGAACGAGUUGAAUGACUAUGCAGGUCAGCGAGAGGUCGUUGCCGAGGAGAUGGGGCACAGAGUCUAUGGGGAGCUGAUGAGGUACUCACAGGACCUGAAGGCAGAGAGGAAACAUCAUCUCCAGGAGGGACGAAAGGCCCAACAGUAUCUAGACCAGUGCUGGAAACACAUGGAUAAUAGUAAAAAGAAGUUUGAACGGGAAUGCAAAGAGGCUGAGAAAUCACAGCUCAUCUACGAAAGGCUAGACAAUGAUAUCAACGCCACAAAGUCAGAGGUGGAAAAGGCAAAGUCCCAGCUGUAUCUGAGACAGCACAUGGCGGAGGAGAGCAAGAACGAGUAUGCAGCCCAGUUGCAAAACUUUAACUCUGAACAGUGGAAACAUUUCAACGUGGCCAUCCCUCAAAUAUUCAAGAAUCUGCAAGACAUGGAUGAACGGCGGACGGUCAAGCUUGGCGAGAUGUACCGGUGUUUUGCUGAGGUGGAACGAAGAGUCAUUCCCAUCAUCUCAAAAUGCUUGGAGGGCAUGGUGACUGCCGCUAAAAAUGUGAACGAGCGUAGGGAUUCUGGUAUUGUAGUGGAGUCAUUCAAGUCGGGGUUUGAACCCCCCGGUGAUUUCCCCUUUGAGGACUUCAGUCAGAACAUCCAACGAACAGGAUCAGAUGGCACCAUUGGCACCCCCAAAAUGGAAGGAGGCAAACCGGAUCCUAAACAUGCUGUUAGCAGGACCAAAAACAAACUCUGGCUUUUUGGGAAGAAACCGAAGAUUCCCCCAUCCAUCCCUCCCCCUUCUCUCCCGAGUUUUCCCUCUGGCCAUUUCCAGACUCCUAAAUUUUCUACAGAACGGAUAGCUAACCAUCUAUCUGAAAUGAAAAAUGCAAAAUCUAAGAUCCCAUCCUUCCGAACUGUGAAAAGAGGGGCGCCAACACUAGAGGACCUCAGCCACCUUCCCCCUGAACAGAGACGCAAAAAACUUCAACAUAGGAUUGAUGAGCUGAAUAAAGAGCUGCAGAAAGAAAUGGACCAAAGAGAUGCUCUUAACAAAAUGAAGGAUGUCUAUGAAAAGAAUCCUCAGAUGGGAGAUCCCGGAAGUCUCCAGCCUAAGAUUUCAGAGACCAUAUGCAACAUGGAGAAGCUCCGCUCUGAGAUCCAUAAAAAUGAGAGUUGGCUAGCUGAGGUUGAAGGAAAGCACGGAUCCCGCAGUGAGCGACGGGCCAGUGCAGAUGUGAACCACCACGCACCUCACGGCAGAGAGAGCCCUGAAGGCAGUUACACAGAUGAUCACAGUCAGGAGCAUCGGUCUCCACCGCAGCCAGACCCACAUGAAUUUGAUGAUGAGUUUGAUGAUGACGAUCCUCUCCCUGCCAUCGGCCACUGCAAAGCUCUCUACUCUUUUGAUGGUUCUAACGAAGGCACGUUGGUAAUGAAGGAGAACGAGGUGCUGUACGUCAUAGAGGAAGAUAAAGGUGACGGAUGGACGCGGGUCCGGAAACAAGGGGGAGAGGAGGGCUACGUCCCCACAUCCUAUGUGGAGAUCACACUGGAGAAAAACAGCAAAGGUUCCUGAUUGGAUGAGUGGGGUUCUGUGGUAUUUGGUGGAUGGGACUCACUGCUGUGGGUCUGUUAGUGGGGCGGAUUUAAGACCAAGAUUGUGUUGGGGCAGGUUGCAUGUUUGCAUGCUGUUUAUGUCAUGACCAUUAACAUCAUUCCAUUGCAGCAGACGUUCCAGAAUAUCAGGGUGUGCUGGGAAGGCAUGGGAGAACGGGAAAAGACGCACUUGAGCAAUAACGGAGAACCCAAAAAUAGUCAUUGCCUGGCACUAACAUAUUGAGCUGAAUGUCUGUCUGUACCGUCAUCUCAUGAUCAUCAUAACGUGCACCUGCAUGAUCCAGCAGCCUUUCAUUUCUCAUUCCAUUUUGAUCAGUUGAACCCUUAUUAGGAUUUUAACCACUUAUUAUCCCAACCACUUUUUUGUCCGUUUCUGUUGACUUUUCUCUUUUGACUACAUUUCCUCAUUGAUGCAUUCCAUGUUAACCAUGAUGUAAGUCUCAAAAGCAUGACCAAUCAGAGUAGAGGAAGCAUGGGUUGGUAGCCAAUGCAACAGUUCCCACAGCAACAUCCACCCACUGGCCCCGCCCUCUUAUUCAUAGUCUGGAGGCUGGAAGGAGCCUGAUGCAGUUCUGCAUUUGACCAGCAGGGGGACCCAACACCAUAUAAAACAAGCAGAGAGACGCCAGCGAGGACCUCUGAACACCAGCCAUCAUCAGAAGUCCUGUAGAGGUUUAUCUGACUCUCAGUGCCCAAAAAACUGCUUGUUCUUGGGCUGCCAGCUCUCUGCGGUUGUCUCUCCAUUUCUCGUUCAGCUCCUGAUGUCACAUCUGCUAAAAGAACAUGCUCACUGCCUCCCCUAACAAGGGACCACAUGUCUCCAGAAUCUGAUAUCAAGUGCGUGUAUUUGUGAAUGUGAUUCUUACAUAUUAAACUGUGUAUGCAUAUGGAUGCAUAUACACAU